AUGUCCACUGGUCCGCCCAGGAAAUUAGCGAAAGUGUCAAACGUUAAUAAUAAUAAUAAUAAUAAUAACAAUUUGUCACCUUCCGCACGCAACAAACAGUUAUCUUCAGACGAUUUAAACAAUCGUAAUGAGCAAGUUUUAACAAAAGGAGAACACUUCAACAAGAAAUCGAAGGAAAAUUUCAAUUGCGAUAGAACGCUCACAAGCUUAUCGAUGCAGCAAAACACAGUACUAAUUGAUCUGCACAAACAGUUAGGUGAACUGGAGGGGAGAUACAACACACAUAUGCAAGAACUAGAAAUUCUCACGAAAAUGAAGAAAAAACUGAAACUACGAGAGAGCAAGUGUAAAAAAUUGACUGAUGAAAUACAAAAAGAACGACUACAAAAAAUUGAACAAAUCGAACAGGAGAGAAAAACACUAUACCAGUGGCAAUUAACGCAAAUCAAUAUUGAAAUGAUAAAAUUUUGCACAAAUUUGAACAUUAAUACAUCAGACAAACAAUACAAUACAAAUUACGAAAGUGUUGCGUCUCAUCUUUUGACAUCACAUCCAUCGACGGCGAAUGCG
Messenger RNA from Wasmannia auropunctata (little fire ant), 570 nucleotides. RefSeq lists its product as uncharacterized. The annotation marks the transcript as partial. Lineage: Eukaryota; Metazoa; Arthropoda; Insecta; Hymenoptera; Formicidae. The record is from RefSeq and is a predicted model, not a curated record. The transcript has a single exon.